This is a messenger RNA of Nyctereutes procyonoides (raccoon dog), 5535 nucleotides long. It is a transcript of the gene SLC30A4, whose product is annotated as solute carrier family 30 member 4. Gene Ontology annotation, molecular function: zinc ion transmembrane transporter activity. Lineage: Eukaryota; Metazoa; Chordata; Mammalia; Carnivora; Canidae. The transcript is spliced from 7 exons. The record is from RefSeq and is a predicted model, not a curated record. Gene Ontology annotation, cellular component: plasma membrane. The coding region runs from base 38 to 1324 and encodes 428 amino acids. Gene Ontology annotation, biological process: zinc ion transmembrane transport; response to zinc ion.
CCGAGCCGUUCCGUGCCGCGGCCGCGCAGCCUCUGCCAUGGCCGGAUCCAGCGCGUGGAAGCGCCUCAAAUCUCUGCUAAGGAAGGAUGAUGCGCCGCUGUUUUUAAAUGACACCAGCGCCUUUGACUUCUCGGACGAGGUGGGGGACGAGGGGCUUCCUCGCUUUAACAAACUUCGAGUUGUGGUGGCCGAUGAUGGUUCUGAAAUCCCAGAAAGGCCUAUGAACGGGGCGCACCCGGCCCUGCAGGCCGACGAUGAUUCCUUGCUGGACCAGGACUUACCUUUGACCAACAGCCAGCUGAGUUUGAAGGUGGACCCCUGUGACAACUGCAGCAGACAGCGAGAGUUCCUGAAGCAGAGAAAGGUGAAAACCAGAUUGACCAUUGCUGCCGUUCUUUACUUGCUUUUCAUGAUUGGAGAACUUGUAGGUGGAUACAUUGCAAAUAGCUUGGCAAUCAUGACAGAUGCGCUUCAUAUGUUAACUGACCUAAGUGCCAUCAUACUGACCCUGCUUGCUUUGUGGCUAUCUUCAAAAUCACCAACCAAAAGAUUCACCUUUGGAUUCCAUCGCUUAGAGGUUUUAUCAGCUAUGAUUAGUGUGCUAUUGGUGUAUAUACUUAUGGGAUUCCUCCUAUAUGAAGCUGUCCAAAGAACUAUCCAUAUGAAAUAUGAAAUAAAUGGAGAUAUAAUGCUCAUCACUGCAGCAGUUGGAGUUGCUGUUAAUGUAAUAAUGGGGUUUCUGUUGAACCAGUCUGGUCACCAUGCCCAUUCCCACUCCCUGCCUUCAAAUUCUCCUACCAUAGGUUCUGGGUGUAGACACAACCAUGGGCAGGACAGCCUGGCAGUGAGAGCUGCAUUUGUACAUGCCUUGGGAGAUUUGGUACAGAGUGUUGGUGUACUAAUAGCUGCAUACAUCAUAAGAUUCAAGCCAGAAUAUAAGAUUGCUGAUCCCAUUUGUACAUAUGUAUUUUCAUUACUUGUGGCUUUUACAACAUUUCGCAUCAUAUGGGACACGAUAGUUAUAAUACUAGAAGGUGUACCAAGCCAUUUGAAUGUAGACUAUAUCAAAGAAGCUUUGAUGAAAAUAGAAGAUGUAUAUUCCGUGGAAGAUUUAAAUAUCUGGUCUCUCACUUCAGGAAAACCUACUGCCAUAGUACACAUACAGCUAAUUCCUGGAAGUUCAUCUAAAUGGGAGGAAGUACAGUCCAAAGCAAAGCAUUUAUUAUUGAACACAUUUGGCAUGUAUAAAUGUACUAUUCAGCUUCAAAGUUACAGGCAAGAAGUGGACAGAACUUGUGCACAUUGUCAGAGUUCCAGUCCUUAAUUUUAUACAUCUUGGGGACUACUGCCUAUUGAUCCUGCAGUCACAGACCUGAGAGCAAUAACCGCGCACACCUGAAUGAGAAAAUGGAAUCCCUGACAGCUGUGUCCAUAUCAAGCACCAGUCUUUCAAAACAAUCACUUCAGCCUGACAGUACUAGUUUCUGCUUAAUGGUAAAAAUGAGACUUCACCAUGAUUUUCAGAUGAAGAUGUUUCCAGAACACUACAGAAUAAGAUGUGACUCUACAGAUACCUCAAAGAAGACAAUCCGAGACCAUACUUCAUUCAUUAUGACAGAGUACGUGUCUUAAAGGAAGCAUCAAGAAUUCAGUAUUUGCAUUUAAAAAUUCUUUUUAAAGACCAUUUUUUAUCAAGCCAGUGCUGGAAAACUGAAUUUUUUUUAUUAUGUAAUCUUGACAUCCAGCUUCUGGAAUUUGACACCCAGCUCUCUUUUUACAGAAAUUAUUUCUCAACAGAUUUCAGAGAGUACUAGAAAUUAUCCAGAGAGUGGAAUAAGCAUGUAUUCCCCCUGUUUCAGAAAUGUCUUAUUUCACAAAUAAUGUUUUUGUUAGAGUUAUACUUUAUAAACAGUUUUUUUCAGAUGUUACAGGGUUUUGCAUCUCAACGUUAACAUUUUUUGGUUAUUUGUAACCUUAAUCAGAACCAAAUCUUUAUGUAUUGUGGUCCCUGUCAUUAGGAAUACUUAGGAAAUAUUUUCAGUACUAUCCUGAAAGGCAGAAGUUCAUCUUAAAUUCAAGUUAUGAUAUGAUAAUAUAAAACAAAAUAUAGGAGUAAGGAUGGAGUGUGGAAUGUCAGAUUUUAAGUCUUCCUGAAAUCACUUUUAUUGUUCAUGGAAUUAUCUUUACUUAAGAAUAGGAGGAGAUUGCAAAAUGUAAACAGUGAUCCUCUGCCCUUUUAAGAACUAAAAGUUUGCUUGGUACCUUGCUUCAGGCCUCCUGCCCAGUUAGUCUGUUUGUGCCCUUUCAGGGUAAAACUCUGGAGGACUGAGGUUCAGUUUGUAAUGCCCAUCUUUCCCCGUGUAGAUUAACCACAUUCCUCCAGAGAGAUUUUCUCUUUGAUGAUAAGGGUUAGGGAUUCUCCAUGGACUCCAGAAACCCUAAGAUACAAUCUUGAGGUUUUCCAAUAAUACCACAGCAGAAAUGCCCAAAGAGAUGGGGAGAAGACAUUACUCGGGGCGGGGGCGGGGAAUGUCAAGGGUUUUUGACCUAGUGUUUGUGUUUUUUAAAGCAGGGGAAUAGGGAUAGACAUUCAGUCUGUGGUGUAGGGAGGCUAAACAUGAAACUCCAAACUGAAUGUAACCUAAUUGGUAACAGUUGUGUUAAAGAGGCAGCUGUGAAUACUCAUGUUCCAUUUUGCCACUGUUGGUUUUGAGAUUAUCUUUAUGCACUUUAGGAGUCCAUUUUCACAGGGACAGUUUCUUAACCAAGAAUGGAUAUGGUUCUUGGGAUCCUCAGAAAAUCAGAGCAAAGUACAGUGUACCAGACAGACAAGUUGUGAAUUGAAAGCCUACAUAAACAUGCACAUGAUUUAUAAUAUCAAAAAAGGGUGAAAAACAGAUUUUCUUUCUACCAAGUACCUCACUAUAAGUAAACUGAAGAGAAAACCUGAAUUUACCUGAAUUUAUAUGAAAGACAAAUAGGAAUAAAUGAGAAGCAUCUCAGUGGACAUCUGGGCAUUUAUGGACUUUGGGUACCUAGCAAGAAAAAGGAAGAGAGUAUGCAUUAUAUGCGAAUGGUUUUCCAUAUUUGCAGCUGUUUCCCAUGUCCCCUGAGCUUAUUUCUUGUAAACUUUCCUAUAUCUUAGAUUAAGUAUAUCUUAAUUUUCAUACUGACCUGUUCCUUGAAAAGUUACUUGAUAAAACAGUCUAAAAUCCAUUUGAGGAAAAAAAAAAGGAGCCUUUUGUAAAAUGCAGAAUCACUGAAAACUUCUAUAAAUCCUAAUGACCACGUUCUAUUUAAAGUGAAGUACAUAUGAAGUCUCCUGCCUUUGUCUUUUGUAGCAAGGAUUACAGAUUUUGUACUUACUGGGUCUGUGAGACAGAAUUGAUAGAUGUCACUUUUUGUAACUUGACAAGACCCAGGAAGAAGGAUGUGAAUUUAGCAGAUAAGACCAGGGACUGGUCUGCCUCUGAUAAGGAGCCUUGGGUGUGUCCCUCACCUGCUGAGCUGCAACCCUGAGUUACAGCCCUCAGCCAGCCCUCACAAGGGAGAGUUGUCCACUGACCUAUGACAAGCGGUGGUAACUAUGGAUGAACACCUAGCAUGGUUACUUUUGCACUGGGAGGACAGAUCACAGCAUAAAAACUGGGCAGUUCUUCAGUGUGGUGUAUUGUAAUUAACAUUUGCAAAUAAUCAGAGUUACUUAUGUACAUAAAACGUGUUUCACAGCUCUGGCUAGAGGCAGCAUUUUGAUUUAUUUUAGGGAAAACCCUAUUUUUCAUUAAUAACUACGCUGCCUUAGAAAUCUAAUAUGAGAAAUACAGUGGAAUAAGGCAUCUUUAUGGCAUCAGAGGGCUAUGAAAUGCAAAACCACAAGCAAGCAGAAUUCCUACACACUUUCCAUUAGUUGUGCCUUAUGUGAUGCAAGCCCAGAUUUUUGCAGCUUGCAGCUCUCAUCAGUAUUGUUUGUCAAAUCACAGGAUCUCUUAUUUUACCUUUCUCUUUUCAAAUUUUGGUACUUUAUUUCCAUUUUCUAAAACUAUCCUGCUCUUAAAUGUCUCAGUGUUCUGGUUCUGUCUCUUGAACCCAGGUGUCCUCACUGACACUGUUUGUCUUUAGUAGAACUUUCCCAGAAUAGACACAGGCGAGAUUAGAUACAUGAGCUUCCCUUUCAUUUUAAUGUGAGGAAAACGAUCUUUCAGAAAAACAAAGCACCACUUGUAAAAUGUAUUUCUAGGGGUAAGGAAGAACCUUUUGUUUUGUUUUGUUUUUGUUUUUUGUUUUGUUUUGGUUUGUUUUUUUAACAGCUGCUUGUUUCUGAUCCAAAUUUCUUUGCACAUUGAGCUUUACAGAGUAAGUGUGAUAGGAAUGGUCUACACUAUACAACCAUGACUGAAGAUCAUUUCUAAGAAGACUCUGGGUUGUGUUUCUCCAGCAACCACUCUUCUGAAACAAGCACAAUUACCUAAAUUUUCCUUUCUUCCUUUUUCUUUCAAGUGUGGAGCUUAAACUUAAGACCCUGAGGUCAAGACCUGAGACACCCAGGCACCCCUAAAUUUAUUUUCUCUCUAUGAAUUUAUAUAAAUUGGUUCACCAUAAUGAAUAGUGUGCCCUUACCGAAUUUGAACCCCUUUGGAAUAAGGUUUUAGGUAAUUUUGCUGUUGACUCCACCUUACAUCUAGUAAAUUUAAAGUUACAGUAUGUGUUAAUAGAUAUAAAAUUAGUUCAUUUGGCUCAGUUUGUCUUUAAACCACACUUAGCUUAUGAGCCAGUUGGGUAUUAGUCACAAAUGAAUAAUAACUCCUUGCUAUGCUGCGUUGAGGGGAGGUGAGUCUGAUUUCCAAAUGAUUAAGUUUUAUUUCUAAGUAUAGAUAUGUCAUGUGAGUCUUGCCAGACAGGGUAUCCAAUUUAUUUUACAGCUCACCAAUCAGGGAUAUUUUUUGUGAUGUUGGUAGGUACCUGCAAAUUAGAAGAAAUUGUCAUGGGAGUUCGUCAGUAUUGUGUAUGUGCAUUCAGGCCAUCCCGUCACUGAUUUCUCACUUACAAAGGGUUUACCCUGUUCUUAUCAUAUUGUGAGGACCAAUGAACAUUUUCUGAUUUUUGGUAAGACUGGAAAACCUUUACGGAGACUUCCCCAAUUAAAUCUGUGCCAGUAUCAAUUUAUAAUAAUGUAAUUAAGUAUAUUUUGAAGUAAUUGCAACACAAAAUUGAAAUGGCCAGUAGUAUGUCAGCUUUGCACCUGGAAGAUACUGUAUAUUUGGAAAGCUUUUGCUUAUCUAAAAAAAAUAAUGUUAUUAAGUAAGCCAUAUCACAGUUUAAGAAAUUGUAUAUAAUUUUCCAUUUGCCCUUUCAGAAACCAGGUAUUUUGCAUAUGAUUGAUUUUAGGAAGAUUUUGAAGCUGGGGUUUGCCCUUGUAAUUUAAGAUCAAAGUAUAACAUAUGUAUAUGUACUGUAUUUGCAAUUUUCAAAUUGUAAUUUCCUAUACAUUUAUUAAAUAAAGUAUUGUUUUGCUGUGUGGUUUAUUAAAAAAUGAAA